Messenger RNA from Coccinella septempunctata (seven-spotted ladybird), 3228 nucleotides. RefSeq names its product chloride channel protein 2 (gene ClC-a). Gene Ontology annotation, biological process: transmembrane transport; chloride transport. The coding region runs from base 218 to 3037 and encodes 939 amino acids. The transcript has 15 exons. Lineage: Eukaryota; Metazoa; Arthropoda; Insecta; Coleoptera; Coccinellidae. Gene Ontology annotation, cellular component: membrane. The record is from RefSeq and is a predicted model, not a curated record. Gene Ontology annotation, molecular function: voltage-gated chloride channel activity.
UGGUUAGUCAGUGUCGCCAAUUCAGCUAUAACUGAUAUUUACCUUGGUGCGUGGAAAUUGGGUCGAGAUAAAUGAAAAAUUGGCUCGCGAACGAUUUCCUGUCGAAAAAGCGUAUCUCGUGGAGAUUCCAACCACCGAAGAUGAGGUCUUGAGUUAAUGAACGUGCUGUGUAGUGUUGGCGUUUAAAGAAUAACGGCGAGAGGUUCGAGCUGUCGAGAUGGAGGAGAAAGAAGAUUCCGGAGGCGAUAAGAGGCAGUAUGGCUGGAACAUGGACAGGCUGGCUAAGAUGGAGAGGCUGGAGGUGCCCAAGGAGGACCAGAAGAAGCUCAGUCUGGGAUAUCAGAACACCUUGAUGUAUGGCCGGUACAGCCGGCAACUGGGAGAAUUCGCCAAAUUGGAGGGACUGAAACAGGCCGAGAGGAGGAGACUGAAGGAGGAGAGGGCUCGGAAGAGAGAACUUCGAGGAUAUCAAGGAAAAUUGGCCAAGGCUGUGGCCUUCAUCUGGAAGAACACCUUCGCCAGGCUGGGUGAAGACUGGGUAUUCUUGGCUCUCCUAGGAGUCAUAAUGGCGCUUAUCAGCUUCAUAAUGGACAGGAGCGUGCAGAUGUGCAAUAAAGCACAAAUAUGGCUCUUUGGAGACCUGACGAACCAACCGCUGGCGCAGUACGCAGCCUGGGUUUCUCUUCCUUUAUGUCUGAUAUUGUUCAGUGCCGGUUUCGUCCAUUUGGUGGCUCCUCAGUCUAUAGGUUCUGGUAUACCAGAGAUGAAAACCAUCCUCAGAGGUGUGGCUCUGAAGGAAUACCUAACGUUCCGCACCCUGGUCGCCAAGGUGAUAGGCCUGACCGCCACCCUCGGCAGCGGCAUGCCCCUAGGCAAAGAAGGUCCGUUCGUUCACAUCGCUAGCAUAGUAGCGACUUUGCUCAGUAAACUAGUUACUGGAUUUCAGGGUAUUUAUGAGAACGAGAGCAGAACGACCGAAAUGUUGGCGGCCGCAUGCGCGGUCGGCGUGGCCAGCUGUUUCGCCGCCCCCGUCGGAGGGGUGCUAUUCAGCAUCGAGGUAACCACGGUGUACUUCGCCGUGAGAAAUUACUGGAGGGGUUUCUUCACGGCCGUGUGCGGGGCCACCGUGUUCAGACUGUUGGCCGUCUGGUUCCAGGGAGCUGACACUGUUACGGCCGUGUUCAAGACCAAUUUCUUCAUGGACUUCCCGUUCGAUCCACAGGAACUGUUCGUGUUCGCCCUGAUAGGUGCUGUCUGCGGCCUUGGGGGCGCCUUCUACGUCUGGGUCCACCGCCAGUACGUGAUGCUGAUGCGUAACAGCAAGACGAUCAACAGCUUCCUCAAGAAAAACCGCUUCCUCUAUCCGGCCAUCGUGGCCUUGCUGGUGUCCACCAUAUCCUUCCCCCUUGGUUCGGGCCAGUUCCUGGCCGGCGACCUGACCACCCACGACCAGGUGGCCAAUCUGUUCAGCAACUUCUCCUGGACGAACGAGAAUCUGACCGUGAAGGAACAGGAUAUCGUGAAGAAAUGGAAGACGGAGAACACCGGGGUGUUCUUCCAUCUGUCUUGCUACAUAACGUACACCUUUCUGGCCUCCAUUAUAUGUUCGACAAUCCCGGUACCGAGCGGGAGCUUCAUUCCAGUGUUCAAGAUAGGUGCGGCCUUUGGUAGGAUAGUGGGGGAGCUUAUGCACAUGUGGUUCCCAACAGGAAUGCGAUACGGAGGCAAGCUGGCCGAGAUCAUCCCCGGGGGCUACGCUACCGUUGGCGCAGCAGCUUUCAGCGGUUCAGUGACCCACACAAUUUCCGUAUCUGUGAUAGUCUUCGAGAUGACCGGACAGAUUACGCACAUAAUACCCAUAAUGAUGGCCGUACUGAUUUCGAACGCCAUCGCCAGCCUAUUGGCUCCGAGUAUAUACGACAGCAUCAUCUUGAUCAAGAAGCUGCCGUAUCUUCCCGAUCUACUGCCCGGAAGCACCGGCAUGUACGACAGCUACGUGGAGGACUUCAUGGUGCGCGACGUCAAGUACAUCUUCCACGGCAUGUCCUACGAGCAGCUCAAGACGGUCCUGAAGGACAACAGGAGACUGCAGAGUUUCCCGUUGGUGGAGAAUCCGGAGAACAUGAUACUGCUCGGCUCGAUCCAGAGGGUCCAACUGAUCCAGUUGAUCGAGAAGCAGAUAGGCAAAGAGAGGAGAUUGCAGGUGGCCGCGAUCAGGAUGAGGGAGGCGGAGGAGAAGGCGAGGGAGGAGGCCUUGAGGAGGGCGGAGGAAAGGAGGAGGAGACCGUCUCGGUUCCAAGUGGUACCCGCGCCUGAUCUACUAGGCAUGAGGCAGAUGUCGGAGAAUCAGUUGGAUAUGGACAGGCCCCAUUACUCGCCCACUGGAGGCCAACCCAAAAAGUCCAUCCUCAAGAAGACGAAUUCCUUCACCCUGAAAGGUUUCAGCCCCUUCCUAUCCACCAGCCCAGGGUCGACGCCCUACACGACGGUGACAGGGGCGGAAAGCAGGAUACGGCUGGCUUUCGAGGCCAUUUUCAGGAAGUCCGCCCAACUUCAAGACGUCGACAGGGGUAGCAGCACCCAAGUUCUGAGUUCAUCGCCUUCGGUCGAGCCCAAGAUAAUGCCAACCUCCCCCAUUACGUCCAAGAAGGUGCAACUUCCCAGGGAAAGAGUGUGCGACAUGUCCCCGGAGGAACAGCAGGCGUGGGAAUAUGAACAGAUGCAGAUGCCCGUCGAUUUCACCAUCUGCCACGUGGACCCUGCCCCAUUCCAACUAGUGGAACGCACCUCGCUCCUCAAGGUCCACUCGAUCUUCUCCAUGGUGGGCGUGAAUCACGCCUACGUCACCGCCAUAGGCAAGCUGGUCGGCGUGGUCGGGCUGAAGGAGCUCAGGCAGGCCAUCGAGGACAUCAACUGCGGCAACCUGCCGAGUCACGCGGACGCCAACUCGAUGGGGACGAACAGCGACUUCAAGGAGGCGCCGGUCAACGAGACCGACGUGGAGGCUUCGGUGGCCCUGAUGGCGGAGAAGGACUGAUUUUAGGAGUGGCCGACGCAGUUCGCAUGCGCCGGGCGGUUCCCCAUAAGAUGUUGCUGUGAUUUUGAUGAGGUUGAACCGAUUGGUCAGGUUUGAAGUAUUAUUGAUAGUAUUUGGAGCCUCACUCUCUAAUUUUGCCUACUACUUAUUCGAAGAGUUCGAUGAUAGUGAUCCUCUGGAAGAGCCAUGAA